Messenger RNA from Trachymyrmex cornetzi, 3624 nucleotides. It is a transcript of the gene lolal, whose product is annotated as longitudinals lacking protein-like. The coding region runs from base 232 to 615 and encodes 127 amino acids. NCBI's taxonomy places the organism in Eukaryota, Metazoa, Arthropoda, Insecta, Hymenoptera, Formicidae. Gene Ontology annotation, biological process: regulation of transcription by RNA polymerase II. The transcript is spliced from 4 exons. Gene Ontology annotation, cellular component: nucleus. Gene Ontology annotation, molecular function: protein binding. The record is from RefSeq and is a predicted model, not a curated record.
AAAGGCUCGACUUGAGCCGAAUUUUCUCGCCGUGAUAUUAGCCACAACAAAAAAUUGGUGGUGAUCGCGCAAAAAGUUUUUGGCGCUACGUAUUUUUCGCGUUCUACCUACGGCAAGCAACAGCAAGGUGCUCGUCAGCCACGUCGUCGCCUCGUCCAGGAUUCGGCGGCCCGUCGACGGCGCGAAACUGCACAAUCACACAAGAGUUAUAGGGAAAUUCCAGCAUUCACAAUGGCAGGAGAGCAGCAACAGUUUUUUCUCAAAUGGAAUGACUUCCAAUCAAACAUGGUGUCAUCGUUCAAACAUCUGCGAGAUGAGAAAAGCUUCACGGAUGUGACAUUGGCUUGCGAUGGUCAGACUUGUAAAGCACAUAAAAUGGUCUUAUCCGCCUGUAGUCCUUACUUCAAAUCUUUAUUAGAGGAAAAUCCGUCCAAACAUCCAAUUAUAAUUCUAAAGGACGUUGCGUACAGUCAUCUACAAGCUAUCCUAGAAUUCAUGUAUGCAGGUGAAGUAAAUGUCUCGCAAGAUCAGCUACCAGCAUUUCUCAAAACAGCAGACCGGCUUAAAGUUAAAGGACUAGCUGAAGCUCCCGGUGCCAUUAAGAGAGAAGGUUAAAAAUACACACGUAAAAUAUGGUAUUUGAAAAGUGUGUGGACUGAAAAAAACUGUAAUAAUGUAAAGUGAUUGAGUAAAACACGUACCACACAACAUAAACACACAACACAACAUACAUUAUAAAUAUAUAGAGACAUAUGUAAAAAAAAUUUAAACACUGCGUGUGCACAACUCGGUGUCCUACGGUUCAUGACUUGGAUCAACACGCGGUGAUGAUGUAAAAUAAUGCCUUUUUCUUAUUCUCAGUUAAUGUUAACUGGUUGUAUUGAUAGUAUGUACACAUACAUGCAAGUAGAGAAAAAAUGUUGAUGUUUGUCUUGAACCCAUUACGCCAUAUUGGCAAUAAUAACAACACAUUGAUUAUUUUUUUAAAAAUGAAUCAUCGCGAAUCAAUGGGUCGCGAUAGUUUACAAUGCAUACUGACCGGGGCAAUCUUGGUGGAUCAAGUUGGAAAUGUUGACAACACCUGUUACAAUACCUGUUUUUCAAGCCGAUCUACCUGACUCGUAGCACUCUCCUAUCGAUUCUAUUUGGUAGAUCUAUUCACGAAGUAGCGUUAUCUUAUAUUACCAUAAUUAUUUCUGUUAUUUAUUUUUGUCGCGCGUUAGCUAUUACUUAAUUUAUCUGCGAAAUAUUGAAAAUAUUGGAGCCUGAUUUUUUAAAUCUAUAUUGUUUCUGUUGUUCGUUUGUGCAAAUUAUUAUAGAGAUGGUUAUGGAGAUCGAUCCCAUAGGGCAUUAACAAUCUUAUAUCACACUAAAUUAUGUAUAAAUACUAAUUAAAUAAUGACAAAUGAAAGUAUUUUAUUGGCAUCCAUAUAUAGAGAAAUUUUGCUCCUAUCGUGGAUAGAUUUGCGAAACCCCCGGCAAAUCAUUUAAAGAAUAUCAAAUCAGGUUUACUGGAAGUAGUAACGUGCGCGUUUAAAUAAUUCUCUUUUGUCAGUUUUGAGAUAUUAAAAUACUGUUCUUUUGCGUUCGUGUGAAAUGUAAAAAAAAAAGUUACAAAAUAUGAAAGAAAUUGUAAUAUCAUAAUUAAUCUCCGUACAAGUUACCUCUUCUAGUGAUCAUGAUUUUUACUUAACCAAAUACUGCCAGUGUUUGUACCGGCGUAUUCACAAUAUUACCGAUAUAGACCAAAUUUAUUUAUGAUAAUAAUAUAUUAAGGGUUGAAUGUCUUAAAUUGAGGGAAGGUUAUUGUAAUAUAAGCGAAGUAAAUUUUUGUAAAGUCGGAGCGCACAGUUCCUUUUCCCUCCCGAACAACCAGGACGCUCGGAAAAGUCUAGAAAGGCAAUCAGGAAACAUUAUCGAAUCAUGGACAUAAAAAUCAAUUUGUUAUAGAGGAUGUCGUGUUUUUUCUUGUCUGUAAUCAAGUAUUUUAACAUUAUUCGAAUUUCACUAUUUCAUUACUUUUAAAUUUAUGAUAAUGCUGUAUAAGUUUUCGUCAAUUGCGUUUACCGCUAAUUCGCUCAUAUUUCCUGACUUUUCUGUCUCUUUUAAUUAUACAUUGAGAAAAAAAUUCUCUAGCGUUUCGUGAGUUUUCCUUGCGAGUUUAUUGUCCUUGUGCCUAAUAUGAAUUUACUCCAACCUUCACGUGAAUUAUAUACCGAAUUAGCACGAGUGAAGUUUUAUGGACACUGAAUGCCGAUUUAUAAUUGUACACAUUCACGUAUCGAAAUGUCAGUCAUACACGUCAUACACCGCAGAAUGUUACGAAUCAUAACGCAUCAUUUCCUGUCGAUUUUGCUUCGGAUGUUUCUGUGAAUUACACAAGAGACCGCUCUGAUCGAAUUUACGAUUGUAAGAAUGGUCCAUCCAAAAAGAACUCGUCGUUCGUAAGAAUGCUUUGAACUAUUCCAUGCGAUAAAGUCGAAUGGAAUUUGACUUUGUAUCAAAGUAUAUGGCUUCCAUAUAAAUUUUGGCGAUGUCUGACGAUAACAAGUUCUGAUAAUUAACGGGACCAUUCUCGUGCAAGCGGCAUUAAAGUGAAAUUUGCGAUGUAAGACAUAAUAAUAAUUAUGUUUGUCAUCUUCUCGGAAUAAGGAUUCAAUUAUUUGAGCUUUUUCAAGCAUUGGAAGACUUCAUCAUCUUUCGUAAUUAUCCGAUAACAAUAUCGUAUAAUAGAUAUUCAAUAUUCUCUCAAUCUCAUGAGGGAAUACAACGAAUUGUCUCCCUCCGAUUUUAAUAAAUUUUAUGUAUGUUAAAAUAUAGACAAAAAUAAGAUUAAAAAAAUAUGUAUUUGUUUAAAUACUUUCUUACAUGUUAAAGGAGAGAACAUUUCAAAGAAGAGUUUUAUCUUUUUAGGGAGAUUCUCUCUCUCUCUCUCUCUCUCUCUCUCUCUCUCUCUCUAAAAUCGUUUAUUUUAGUGUGUAUCGACCUUACAUAAAUCGUGUAAGUCCCACUGAAUCGGUAAAGCAGACGUCUCGUUGGAGUUCGAUCUUCAGUUAAAGAUCUCCUUUUGUACACACUUUAACAUAUCAAAAUUUAAUAAAAUCGGAAAAGGAUACUUGAUUGUAUUCCUUUGUCAAUAUUUAAGGCAGUGUUAAAAGCGUCGAAAUGGAUGGGUUCAGUUCCUACAAUGAUAUUGUUUGCCGGGCAUUUGGUGGCUAAAUGUGAAUAAUAAUACCAUGUACAUUUGCUAUGCUGUAAAUUUGGAAUACAAUUAUUGUAGAAUAGCAAAUCUCAUAUACAAGUGAACGUUCGCGCGCUAAAUUCACGAUUAUAUCGUAUAGCCUUUUCCCUUAUGUUUCUCGCUCCAUCUCCGACUUCCAUAUAUUGCACUUUUCACAUUCACAACUCGAAAUUCUUCAAAUCGAUUCGUUUGCACAAGUUAUCGGGAUGAAUCUCUCUUCCCUCUCUCCCUCUCUUCCUUUCUUCUGUCCUUUCUCCAUUUUGUUAUUCCUGCUGUUCUAACCGAAAUUCAAAAUCCUUAUUAACGUUACUUUUGCUAUUAUAUGACUCGAUAAUGAUUAUGAUAUGAUGUUGAGAUAUAAAAUAAAUUGUGUAAAUAUGCCA